Molecule: messenger RNA, 348 nt
Organism: Cokeromyces recurvatus
Lineage: Eukaryota; Fungi; Mucoromycota; Mucoromycetes; Mucorales; Mucoraceae
Exons: 3
Coding region: 1-348 (115 amino acids)
Source: RefSeq, a predicted model, not a curated record
AUGGUGAAUAAUCUGUACAAUAGAUGUAAAGUGGAUAAAUGCUAUGUAUCAUAUUCAUCUGAAGCAAGUAGCAGUAUCGAAUCAAGGGAUGUUAAAGACGGCGUUAAAACAUUAGCUAAAUUAAAAAAUGUUCAUGGCAAUACCCAGGAUUUGAUCAAUGUUGUAUCCUCCACUAGUCAAAGGAUACGUUUAGUUAUUAUCGAUUAUAGCGGUUUAUGCACAAAUCAUACCAAUAUCUUCCAAUUUGUCAGGGAUAACAAAUCAAUUGAAAAAAUAAUAGUGGAUUGCUUCCCUUUUGUUUGUGACGUUGUUGUAUAUAGCCGUAGACAAAUUCUCGAUGACAAUUAA